AAGUUGUUGAACGAUGAUAAAGUGAUCCCAGAGUUACUCUAGUUUAUAAUUAUCUAGAAGUAGUGUAGCCUCUAGCUAUCAAAACAACCUAACCAACAGACAUCAUAGUACAACACAGAUAACUAGCUACCUAGAUAGAUGGCAGACUCUGGAUACUUUCCCUAACAAGAAAUAAAAAAGAAAAUUAAUAUUAAAUAAAAAAUGUCUGACUACAGUUCUGAUGAUUAUGAGGAUGAUGAAGAAGAGUAUGUGCCAGUUCAGUUGGAAGAAUGCAAUAAAUGUGGACGAAAGUUUAAUCUUGAAUCAUUAGCUCGCCAUUCUAAAAUAUGUGACAAGGUUAGCAAGCCAAGAAAAGUAUUUAAUUCAAGGAAGCAAAGAUUACAAGGGCUAGAAGCAGUGGACGUUAAGAAAACAAAUGUCACACCAUCAGUUGUGCAAAAGGUAAAUUCUCACAAGGCACCUAGAAAAAAGGACUGGAGACGACAACAUGAGGAGUUUAUUAAAACCAUCCGUGCAGCCCGAGGUGUUACUGCAGCUCAAAAAACUGGAGCAGCAUUACCCCCUCCCCCAUCGCCGACUUUUAAUCCAGAUUAUAUCCAAUGUCAGUACUGUAAUAGGAGAUUCAAUGAAAGCGCUGCAGAAAGACAUAUCAAUUUUUGCAAGGAACAGAAGUCACGUUUACCAAAGCAGUCUGGCGAUUCGAAGUUCUCCGCGAAGAAAGAAAAACAACAAAAACGACAGCAGUAUAAGCCGCCGAUGCCUGGACAAAGGAAAGUCUCUGCAGAAUCUCCAGUAAAACGCAGAGGGGGAUCUUCCGGACCCGUUUCUUCGCCCGGUGCAAAACCUGUAACCUCACCUGGACCCAUCAGAAGGAAUAUUCCACUUCCGGAGAAAAAAUCUAAAUCAGAUACCGUUAUAGCAGGGAGAAGAAAAGCUCGAAAUGACAACGAUGAACGUCCGCUAAACACCAACUCGAGAUAUUCAAAAACCAGUUCAGGAUUCUCGAGUCCAGGUUCUGAUAAUGAAAAACCAAGGUCAGGAAAAAAUCGUAACGGUGACCCGAAAUGGUUCGAAGACUUGAAACGACACGAUUCUGGUAAAAACGCACGCACGCCGUCAAACUAUGACGAAUUGGAUUCUGGGAUGGAUUUAAACGACAAUUUUACUUAUCGAACGAAUAAAAAAGAGCAUCCCGUCGGAGUUGUCAGACCAUCCUCUAGAAGCAAAGAAAGCGGAUUGGGCGAAGAAAGAAACGUCAGUGCCGGCCGUCGCAAAAUGGCGAAUUUUUGUCACGAUUGCGGAACAAAAUAUCCGGUAACGAACGCAAAGUUUUGUUGCGAAUGCGGUGUCCGAAGAAUGGCUCUGACGUAAACAUUAUUACCUGUUCAUAUCUUCUUUCUUAAGUUUCAUUCAGGCUGCAUAAAAAAAAUAUCCAAAAAUUCGAGUAACCUCGUCCUUAGAAGGCUUAAGCACAAGGUUUUUUUUUUUUAUUUGUAGUUUAUUUAUAGAAUUCUAUUUGUUAAUAGCGUAUAAAUAUUUGUUUCGUAACCGUGUGUUGUAAAUAUUGGCGAAUUGAUUUUUACUUUUACCAUUAAAAGAGUUAAUUAUAGGUAUAUUGAA
Molecule: messenger RNA, 1620 nt
Organism: Hydractinia symbiolongicarpus
Lineage: Eukaryota; Metazoa; Cnidaria; Hydrozoa; Anthoathecata; Hydractiniidae
Product: zinc finger C2HC domain-containing protein 1A-like
Exons: 9
Coding region: 202-1371 (389 amino acids)
Source: RefSeq, a predicted model, not a curated record